CCGCGACCUGGUGACAGUUUAUCGUUCGGGUAAACCUCUUCUGGGAUGUCUUCUUUGCUAACCACGGCUCAACUGACUCCAUAACAGCUAACAUCACUUUUGACCGAAGCUUUGAAUAUGAUGCUUCGGAGCAGAAACAGCAACAAUGCGAAUAUUGUCAACAAUCAGAAACCAGGAGAAGUAAAACGUGGCAAGAAGCAGUCAAUUGUAACCGGUGAUGACCCGCUUGAGCCUAAGGCUAAACGACCUGCAUUUGCUGACCUGAGUCGGGCAAUCUCCAAUGUAGUCAUCGAUUCCUCGAAGAAGCUACAUUUGACUAAAGACGGCCGUCGCAAUGUAAGGCGCAAGUCGAAUUCCGAAACAUCCUUGCCUGCAAUUACAGAGAAUACCGACGCUGAGGAGCUGAGACCAGCAGUGGAGCCGGAUCCAUGUCCUGCUUAUGACUAUGAUGCUGAAAGUGGACCCGACAUUGCAAACGUCUCCGAAUUUGCUUUUGACAUCUUCAAAUACUACAGAUCACGCGAGAAGCUGUUUUACAUCCCUGACUACCUCCAUCAGCACCCAAAUCUUAGCAAACAGACCCGAGCAGUACUCGCGGAUUGGAUGGUUGAGAUACAAGAGACGUUCGAACUCAAUCAUGAGACUCUUUAUAUGUCGGUAAAGAUUGUUGACAUGUAUUUAUCGAAGACCAAAGAUGUAGUAAAGGAUGAUUUGCAAUUGUUGGCUAGUGUAGCUAUCUUCAUUGCUUGCAAGUUCGAGGAGCGUAGCCCACCUCUUAUUGACGAUUUUAUGUAUGUUUGUGAGGAAAUGUUCAGUCGUGAACAAAUGAUCAAAAUGGAAAUGAAAGUUUUGGACACCAUAAACUAUGACAUUGGAUUUCCGCUCAGCUACCGAAAUGUCAGGCGCUACGCUAGGGUGACAAAGACUGAUAUGCCAAAGUUGACACUUGCACGAUACGUUCUGGAGACAUCGCUGAUGUUUUAUGAAUACAUCGGAGUAUCUGAAUCGUUGAUGGCAGCAGCUGCCAUAUUACUGGCUUUCAAAAUGCACGACAAGGAUGCUACCUGGACACCAAUCCUCCAAAAAUAUUCCGGUUACAAAGCCGAAGAGGUUGAACCGAUGAUGUGGGAGUUGAAUCAUAUGCUGUAUAAGCGUCGGGUAAUGUACGAUCGAUUGGAAACUGUUUUUUCGAAAUACAGCCAUGAAGUAUUCUUCUCCGUUGCUUCGGUUCCACUCCUUCCCGAUAUCUACCCGCUGGACAGACCAGUUCAAGCGCCUCCAUCUUCAUCUCCCAAGUGAUUUUCAUUGUCUGAAGCUGUACCACACUGUAUUAUAUAACAAGCAUAGGUUGACACGUAUUUUGCUAGUUUAUAUUGUCUAUUUAGCAAAGAUUUGUUACCUUCUAGGCGUAGUCCUAUAUCAAAUUGCAAAAUGUGCUUUCCUCGCCAAGUCUUUUUUCUUUUCAACCUUAGUGAAUGCUACUAUAGUUUGCGAUCACCUCUCUUCUAUUUAUGAUUGUCCGUGCAUCACCAAGUAGAUCUCUGAGCGGACUUCAUCUUUUUCAGACUCAAAAAAGCGGGGAAGAUAAGGAUUGUUAUGUUAAGAUUUCAUCUUUUUUCAACCUGCCAUCACUUAAAAUCACAUCUAGCACUUUAUUGAUCUAUAUGAAUACUUACGCUACUUAUGAAAGUAUGUAAUUGAUGUUUAUUUGGAUCAGAUAACUUUGUGAACUGGCCAAUAAAGUGUGCGAAGUUGCUGAAAG
Cylicocyclus nassatus is the source of this 1762-nucleotide messenger RNA. Lineage: Eukaryota; Metazoa; Nematoda; Chromadorea; Rhabditida; Strongylidae. The record is from the annotation of a GenBank genome assembly.